Molecule: messenger RNA, 11474 nt
Organism: Mobula hypostoma (lesser devil ray)
Lineage: Eukaryota; Metazoa; Chordata; Chondrichthyes; Myliobatiformes; Myliobatidae
Gene: syt7a
Product: synaptotagmin VIIa
Exons: 13
Coding region: 206-2224 (672 amino acids)
Biological process (GO): regulation of dopamine secretion; regulation of calcium ion-dependent exocytosis; calcium-ion regulated exocytosis
Cellular component (GO): plasma membrane; synaptic vesicle
Molecular function (GO): phosphatidylserine binding; SNARE binding; calcium ion binding
Source: RefSeq, a predicted model, not a curated record
GAGUGGCGGCCACGCGCAGGCUGCCUCGGUGCUGUCAGUGCUUGGGAACGAGCCGGAGUCAGUAGAAGUGUUCGGCGGAGGCUUCUCCAGCCCGGUCCCUCUCGCUCGCCCGCCCGCCGCGUCGCUCAAUAAAAAUGCAACACGCCGCUUUCUGACUCCAGAAAGAAAAUAAUCCAAGGACACUUACUCCCGCAGAGAAAUAAAAAUGUUCAAGGACACUUCGAAAGAUUCAUUUGCCCUGGAUGUGGCUCUGAUUUCAGCAGCUGUGAUAAUUUGUCUUGCUGCGAUGGUCAUGAUGUGUGGGAUCUGCAAAUGGUGUCAACACAAGCUGGGUAAACGACACAAGAGUUCACUGGAAGUCGUCACCACACCAGACUCCAACCGGGGCCGCAACGAGAAGAAAGCCAUCAAUGAUCUUGACAAAGACUUUUGGAAUAACAAUGACAGCACUGUACAAAAGAAAUGGAGUUCCUACCCUCCAAAGGAGUUCAUUCUAAACAUUUCGCCUUAUGCACCUUAUGGUGACCCACGUCUUUCACUCAAUGGCUCUCUCAUGUCCGGUAACAAAGCUCCAGUAGCUGAAAAAGAAACACGCACGGCCGAGAAGCAAACCCGCAGCAACAGCAUGAAGAGCAGCGGAUCUUCCGUCAGUAAUCGGGGUGAAGCUGCCAAUGGGAAGGUUGGGAAAGGUGGGCGCUGGCACACAGUCCAGACUCUCCUAGCAUCGGGCAAGCUCAACCAAGCUAACUUGGAUGAGCCGUUCUUGUCAGCAGCCUCUACGUUAGAACACAUAUCCACACCACCGGCCGACCAACAAUCGAAAUGCCCGCGACCUCGGACGCUGCAGAGGCAGCAGAGCCUCCAGCAGCCACUGCAGCAGCAUAGACCCGCCCAUCACCAGCCCACCACCAGCCAGAGCCUGGGGCAGCUUCAGUUCCAGCAGCAGACAACCUCCGGCAGCAGGUCUCCCUACAGAGCCCAGCACAGGGCAGGCAGUACAGCGGGCUCACGCAGUCGCACAGCCGGUGGCCGCAGUCGCUCCAACCCUGGGAGCUGGGAUUACGUCAUGGGACAGCUCCGUAAUCGAGGGUUAGAUAUGAAGUCUUUCCUUGAAGGCCGGAUGGUGGUCCUUUCCCUGGUUAUGGGUUUGACAGAACAGGAUGACUUUGCAAAUAUUCCCGAUCUACAGACCAGCAACAGCCAACCAAACCAAGGCAUGCAGUCAGACAAAAGGUUGCCCACUGGAAAUAAGCCAGUAAAUACAACUCCUGUGCAAGGGCAGGUCCCUCAGGAUGACUCAGACAGAAAAACAGAACCCCGCUCCUCAGUCUCAGAUCUGGUGAAUUCUCUCACAAGUGAAAUGCUAAUGCUGUCACCAGGUUCUGAGGAUGACCAUGAGGGAAGUUCACGUGAGAACCUUGGUCGUAUUCAGUUUAGUGUCGGGUACAACUUCCAAGAAUCCACCUUCACCGUUAAAAUAAUGAAGGCUGUGGAGCUCCCGGCAAAGGACUUCAGUGGUACCAGUGAUCCAUUUGUUAAAAUCUACCUGCUCCCUGACAAAAAACACAAGUUGGAAACUAAAGUGAAAAGAAAGAAUUUAAAUCCACAUUGGAACGAGACAUUCCUUUUUGAAGGGUUCCCCUACGAGAAAGUGGUGCAGCGAGUUCUCUACCUCCAAGUCCUUGAUUAUGAUCGUUUCAGUCGAAAUGAUCCGAUUGGAGAGGUAUCAUUACCGUUGAACAAGGUGGACUUGACGCAGACACAGACAUUCUGGAAAGAACUAAAGCCAUGCAGUGAUGGAAGUGGAAGUCGGGGAGAACUUCUUUUGUCAUUAUGUUACAACCCAACUGCCAACACUAUCACUGUGAACAUAAUUAAGGCAAGGAAUCUGAAAGCCAUGGACAUAGGGGGUACAUCAGAUCCUUAUGUUAAAGUUUGGCUCAUGUACAAAGACAAGAAAGUGGAGAAGAAAAAAACAGUUGUGAUGAAGAGGUGUUUAAACCCCAUCUUUAACGAGUCUUUUGUGUUCGAUGUACCGACAGAAAUAUUGAGAGAGACAACUAUUGUAAUCACUGUGAUGGAUAAAGACAAGCUGAGUAGAAAUGAUGUUAUUGGAAAGAUAUACUUAUCUUGGAAGAGCGGGCCUGGUGAAGUCAAGCAUUGGAAAGAUAUGAUUGGAAGGCCACGACAUGCUGUGGCUCAGUGGCAUCAACUCAAGGCAUGAUUCUUCACCAAAUGAAAGAAGAGGGGAAAACAACAGAAAUAGAAGAGAAAACAUCUGAUUAGCCUUGACAUUUUAAGUAUGCACAAUGAAGCACGUGGACUAAAGUCAUGGAUUACUCAGCCAACACUCUGGGAGUCCAGCAGCCAAUCCAUAUGCCAUGGACUUUACAGCAUUGAGCUGCCAGGAACAUUUUUUAAGUCAAAAGGUCAUAUCCACCUAGUGCUUCAACAACCAUCACCCACCCUGCACACUCGCUCUCCUCCCCCAACAAAAGAAAUUUGCAAAUUUUGGUCAUGGCACAAACUCAUUCUGUGUCUGUGACCAGUAGUCACGUGGCUUAGACUUUAGUUUUAAUUUUCCUGUGACUAAAAAAAAAACAAUUUGUUCUUCCAGUAGUGAAGGAGUUUAUAGCAUUGGGAAAAAAUUAUGUGUACCUUUUUUUCCAAAAUAUAAUGGCAUUUUAAUUUUCUGGUGCAGGUGUAGAUGCUAAUGGUUCUAAAGACACUUUUUUUUAUUUAUCUCAAUUAAUGUAGUGAGGGGGAUGAAACAUGAGAAAAACAGGAACUUAAAAUCUGUGUAUGUCUCUGUGUGUGUUGUGUGUCUGUAACUAUAUAAAGUGUGUUUUUGUGCACACAAAAACUACUCUGCCACGCCCUUAAUGCGUGGGCUAUUUUCUCUGCACUUUUUAAAAUGAACAGAUUUGGUUAUGAAAAAAAACUUGUGAAUGGAUUUAGGGAUCCUAGAGAUGGUUUUUAAGUGGGCAAUGUCUGGUUUACACAGUAUUUCAACUUGCUUCUCCUUUAUAUCCAGGGCUUAAAGAACUACUAUACUGGAAAAAGCAAAAAUCCUGAAGCAUUAACAUGCAGAAAAUCCUGUAAUGUUGCAUACAGUAUUGGACUAACACUCCAAAAGGCAACUGAUAGCAAUUGUAAAAUAUUGUAUUAAUAUUCCUACACAAGUCCUGUAGAGUAAAACUAUAAAUCACUUUCAUGGCAUUUUGGGUACGCAUUUGCAUUGUCAGGUGCAUUAAAAAAAUAACAUUGUUAGCUGGUAAGUAAAAUUCACUCAUUUGGGUUAUUUGGAAGAAUUUGUGUAGGCAAGAGUUUGAAGUUGGAAGAGUGUCUCAAACAAAGCUCUUAACAAAAAUAUUAUUUUAUACAUGUUGAUUUACAUUUCCUUAUCACAGUCAGACUGAGAGGUUUGGUUGAAGAUCUAUUUAUUCCAACCCAGAGAAUCAGGUAAUGCAACUUGUUCAGGGCCAGUGAAUAGCUUAUUGUGAUGCAAGACACUAUAGAAAGAAUGUAGGUGUCCUUUCAUUACAAUGAAAAUUAAUACUAAAGUAUUAUUUGAUGUGAUGGGAUACGCCAUUCACCUGCAGAGCUAUAGACACCGAAUUCCAAAUUUGAGAUGGGUUAUUGAAAAUCAAAGGCAGAGGGACUUACUUACUAUUGGAUUCUAAACUAUUAAAAAUCUAUUAAGAAAAAUAAGUUACACAGGCUGUGAGUCUGAAGUAAAGAGCAAGGUUAUUGCACAUCCUUUUUCCACUCCAAUUCAAGUUCAAGUUCAGUUUGUUCCCAUUGAACCUUACGCAUGUAUACUGCCGAACAAAACAAUGUUUCUCCAGACCAAGGUGCACAACGUAUUACAGACAAAGCAAUAGUUAUAAAAACAAAUGAAUAAAUAAUGAGAAUAUUCAAUACAAGUUAAAAAGUAAACAGUAUAACACUACUGGCACUUCAUACAUGAUGAAACCAUAUAUUGAGAUUCAUACAUAGUGGCAGGGAGAUCAGUAGUCUUACGGCCCGGGGGAAGAAGCUAUUUCCUAUCCUAACAGUUCUUGUCCUAAUGCUAUGGUGUAUCCUGCCUGAUGGUAGGGCAUCAAAGAGAUUGUUAAACAGAUGGGAGGGAUCAUGAAGAAUGCUGAAGGCCCUGCCUAUACAACACUCCCGAUAAGUAUCUCAGAUGGGUGGAAGAGAGACCCCGACGGUACUGUCAGCAGUCCUUGCAAUCCUUUGUAGGGACUUGCAGUCAGAUACCUUGCAAUUCCCAUAGCAGAUGGUGAUGCAGCCAGUCAGGACACUCUUGACGAUGCUACUGUCAAAGUUGGUUAAAAUGGGUGGGUGGGGGGAGCCUGGCUUGCCUCAAUCUCUGUGGAAACACUGCUGUGCUUUCUUGACCAAGGAGCUGCUGUUGAAGGACCUGGUGAAAUUGUCCAUUAUGUGCACUCUCAGAAGCUUGGUCCUCCUAAUUUUCUCCACAGAAGAGCCAUGUAUGUGCAGUAGGGAGUGCUCAGCCUGUACCUUCCUAAAGUCCACAAUCAUCUCAUUGGUCUUCUCCAUGUUGAGACUCAAGUUGUUGUGUUUGCACCAUUCUACCAACCACACUACCUCCUCUCUGUACACCUUCUCCUCAUCGUUGUUGAUGAGGCCAACCGCUGUUGUGUCAUCAGCAAACUUGAUGAUUCGGUUUGAACUGGAUCUAGCAGCGCGGUCGUGCGUCAGCAGCGGGCUGGGGAGCGCCAGUGCUCAGUGUGAUGGAGCUAGUGAUGGUUCUGCCAACACCGACUGGCUGUGGCCCUUCUGUCAAGAAAUCCAGGAUCCAGUUACAGAGAGAGGUGUUGAGACCCAAUGAGGACAGUGUAUCUCAGUGGUUUUUGUGGUCAAUCAUGUGAAAUUUUAGUGCUGAGAAACAGAAUUCCAGAAGCCUCCUUGCUUUGGGCAUCCACUGGUGCCACCGAGGCAGUGUUCUUGUACAGUCAGAUGUCAAACAAACUCUCACAAUAUCAGUCAGCUAAGGAUCUUCUCAGCUGUGGAAAGUAGCCAUAAUUUGUGAAAGUAAGUAGGCAUAUUCACACAGAGAGUCCUUGUGAAGUAUCUAUGACGUUGCUAGUGUGAUGUCCCUUAAAUGGCUACUUUUAUGCUGUGAUCCAUUCUUAAUUGGAAGGAAGAGUUCUGCCUGAAGUUACUUGUUGGGCCCUGAGUGAGUGCCAAGUUGGCUGUUUAUUCCAGCAUUCCACGCUUCAUAUGAAUCCAGAAUUGAGGAGCCAACUCUUAACACCCUUCACCACAGACUCCCAUUCAUAUUGACUCCCAUAUGAUGCACCUCUAUUCAUAUUGACCCCACUGAAUGUCACUGCUUAAGCUGUGGAUUUGAUAAGUUUCAUUGGAAAGAGUAAUUCUGUAUUCCUGACUUUGAAACUUUAUCCAUCAGGGUAAACAUUAGCUUAAAGAACACAAUUGUACAUUCAUUCAUUUUAAUGGGUAAAUCAACUCCUGCAGGGUGAAGUGUUAUAUUUGCAUUACAUAGUAUUUAUAAAACACACCCUGUUUUCUUAAUGCUAGUACUCCUUUUACUGUGGAGAAGCUUAACAUAUGUAUUAGUUAUCCAAAUCUUUUUAAGUCUCCACUGUUUUAUAUGCAAGGAAGUACUUCAAUUAACUCUGAAUAUUCUUCAGCAUAGCAGUCACUUGCAAAAUUCCAGGAGGAACUCCUAUAUUCCCAACGAAUAUCCAUUAGAUCUUAUAUAUAACAGAUGAUACUCUGAUUUUCACGCCCCCAAUUGAAAUUCAGUAUUUCAGAUUGCUUUAAUACUACAUAUAAAAUUAAAGGACUUACUUGACUAGAAUAGCCUAGUUUUAUGAUAGCAAACGCCCUAUCUCAGGCAAAUAGUUUCAUUUUUCUUCAUUUUGAGGCAAAUUUAACUCAGGUGUACUGGGGGGGGGGGAGUGCGAUGGGUGCGAGUUGCUAAGUUAUUAAUAAAAAUUACCAAAGGUCUGAGUUAAAUUAAGAAAAAAGAAGACUCAUAACAAUGUCAGGGAUGAAAAAGGGCUAUCCAGUAAACAAAAGCCACCAUUACAUUGGUGGUUGCCAUACUAUGAAUGGGCCGUCUCUCUGCUUUCUUCAGUCACUGAGUGACAAUAAAUUCCCUGAGGAAAGUACUGAGUAAUUGAAAGCCCAGUGAGAGUGCAAUAGAUAAGACAAAAGACAUUCAGUCAUCAUAGGUGGGAGAAACUCAAUGAGUGGGGAUAUUGUUGAAAUGUAUAAUGUAUUAAUCUGGCUGAAGUAUAUUCCCAUCCAAGCAAAAAGACGCCAUUUUAGCUGUGCAAUUAUAAUAAUCUCUAAUACAAUGCCCAACAGAUCAUUCUAGCCUUUUACUGUCCUUUAUGUGAGGAUAUGUCUGCUAUUUUCACAUUUUCACUAAUUUAUAAUCAUGAUCUCAAGACUUCACUAGUAUGGCUUAUAUUUCAACUAAUUUAGCUUUCCUUUAAAAUUUUACUGAGUCCUUUUCAAUAAUUGACUCUCCUGGUUGUAAAUGCUGAGUAUUUAAAAACUUCCCUCAUUGCUCACUCUUUCUAAUGAUCUAAAUCCAAGGAACUAAGGAAUUAUUUGUACUGCUCUCAUCUCAAAUAAAUAUUUUGUUUUAAUGUGACAACAAAAUUUGAAACAUUAAAAUAACACAAACUGUAAUAAGUCAUUUGGAAAAGUAAUGGUUUAAGAAUUAUAAUAACUUAAAAUAAAUUAGAUGAAAGAAUCUGCAGAUGCUGGAAAUCCAAGUAACACACAAAAAGUGCAGCAUCUAUGGAAAAGAGUAAACAGUGAAUGUUUUGGGCUGAGACCCUUCAUCAUCAGGACAUUUCGGGCUGAGAACCUUCACCCGUCGACUGUUCACUCUUUUUCAUAGAUGCUGCCUGACCCACUGUAUUUCUUCAGCACUUUGUGUGUGUUGCUUCAGAUAACUAAAUUUGAAAUAACUUUGUUUGAUUCCAAUCAAUUGCAUCCAGGCUAAUAUCCAGUAGCUGGCUAUUUUUAGUGGAGAGUUAAUCAUCCUUGUUUGCCACAUUUGCCAACAAAACUUGUCUUUAUUUGCAGUUUCAAUGCCUCUGUGUCAUGACUCCGAGGCAUAUAACUGUGUUCAUGCCAGAUUGUUUUCACCAUAUGCGCAGUUAGCUGGUCUCCCAAGUUGGUGUUCCCCAUUAAUACUGAAACAGUUUAUGGAAUCAGUUGUGAAUUAUUUAAGCGAUCGGACAUAUGGUGGAUUGCCAAGUGAAAACAUUGUGUUGCCAUCUCCUCUGUUCCUUAUCCUCCCUUUCUUUAUUUCCUUUGCUUUUUCCUUUAUAAAAAUCAAUUCCAAUAAUUCAAAAUGGUGCAGUUGUACCAGAGGCAGUAAAGUCCCACAGCUGUGGUGAUACUGAGCCCAUUGUGACUUAUUCUAGCAAUAAUUACUGUGGACAUGCCAGCUUUAGCACAACUGCCCUUUUGGUUUGCACUAAUAAAGAUUAGUACAAUUUUUAGUGAUCUUUCCCCAACACAGCUACCAGCCCUAGCACCAUUUCUGUCCUUUGAACAAACUAUUGGGUAUUUAAUUUAUGAAAUGUUUAUUGCAUAGUAUUUGACAAAUAGGAGGCUAAAAAUGUAACACCUAAUUUUAUUCCCAAUAGCCACCUAGUACCUUAACCAGCCAAAGGGUCUCGGCCUGAAACUUCGACUGUACUCUUUUCCAUAGAUGCUGUCUGGCCUGCUGAAUUCCUCCAGCAUUUUGUGUGCAUUGCUUGAAGUUUCAGCAUCUGCAGAUUUUCUCUUGUUUGUGAUUGGACUUUAACCAAGAAAUUCCUUGUGUUUCCUGAGCACCACAUGUACAAAAUGCUAACUCCACUACAUAUAUGCUAGAGUUAAAGAUAUGGAAGAAGGCUAUGCUAUAGAGAUGGAUAAUACAGGGUAGAAAAGGUUUAUGUUGAACAUAGAUUGGACGAUGGACCACUUGAGUAGUUUGUUCUGUCUCUGCACUGCACAUUCUGUAGUAUUCUAGGUAAUGACUAGCGAGUUGGAACCUUAGAAGAUAGUCCAAGUAACUGAGGCAACAGUAACACUUCCCAUCAUUGGCUCAAAAUGUUGCUCAGACAAAAUGCCAAAAGACUUGCAUUUAUAUUAACAUCUAUCUUGACCUCAGGAUCCCAGAAGUGCUCUACAGCAAGUGAAGUACUUUUGCGAUGUGGUUGCUAUCAUAAGCUUGGGAAAGUGGGAAGUUGUUUGCACACAUCGAGCAGCUGUACACCGGUAUGGAUACACGGAUCAGGCUGUUCGUUUUGGCUUUGACUGUGGGAUACAUUGAAUGUUUGGUUGGAUUAGGAAACUGCUCUGUUCCUGUUCUAAAAGUGCCAUACAAUGUUUUAGGUUUGACUGAUAGGGACAAAAAAGCACCUGAAGGCUUGCCCCUCCUGCAGGUCAGCAUUCCUUCAAUGAUAGUGCAAUCACUGAGUAGAGCCUGAUGCUCCAAAUGAGGAUGAAGGAUCACAUAGAAAAUGCCUUGGUCUGUCCUUAGUACAUAUUGAGCAAUGCAUCUGCAUACUAGGCCAAGCAGAAUAAUUGAUUUUGAUUCAGGUUUAUAGAUAUCUGUAUCUCAAGCACAACCAAUUAUUGUCAAGGACAAGGUAUAGAAGUUUUUGUCUUGGGUUGGUUGGUUUGACCUUGUCAGACUGGAGAUAAAUGUAAUAAAUGGCCAAGUUUAUUCCUUACUGACCCUGUAGUUGACCAUAAAGUGAUCAAUCCUGCCCUUUUUUAGAAUCAUUUCACGGAAAUUGUAGCAAUUGCAACCAUUAUAAACUGGUACACUUCAAGAGACUUCGUUUUCUCUUUCAAAUAAUGCAAUGCUCUUUUCUUAUUCGCAAAUGAGGAGGCAGUUUGGCUACUAUUUGUAGAGAGGAAGAAACCUGGUAAGUGUGUUAUGUGACCCCAGUGAUAUUCCAAAAGUGAAAUGCCCAUUUGCCAGUCUCAGGUGUGAUGCUCUAGCUGUUUGAUGCCUGAAAAUUUGAUUUAUAGCAUGUGCUAAAUGUAUUUUCAGAAUAUCUGUUAAAGAUUGAUGUGUAGCUGGAGCCCUUAACAUGAACGGAAUGAUAUGGUGCUAAUUGAUUUUCAGCAUACAAUUGCAAUACUACAUUUAUAUGAAAUUUCCUUGGACACUAUUUUAACAAAGAUGCACAGCAUGAUUUUAAGUUACAAGUGAAUUCUGCCUGUGCUUCAUUACUCUUCAUUCUGCACCAUGAGUUUGACAGGUGACUCUCUGUUUAUGUGUAAAGACAUAAUCUAUGGUUUCAUUUACUUUCACUGUAUAAACCAGAUAUUGCACAUCUUGAAGGUUAAUAUUCCUUUUUGUUUUGCCUAGUCUUACUUGUAAAGCUAUUGAAAAUCAAACCUGUUGUGUGGCCUGGUAUGCUCCAUGGGCUUUAAAGGAAAGUCAGAAACCAUUUGUUGCUGUUGGCUGAAUCCCAUUUUGGCCACCUAGCGGACUGUUGCUGCCCUACUUGGCUCGAGAGAUGUUGUAUAGCUUCCUCACUUGGAUCAAUCCUCCUGAUUAGAUGAACAGUGGAGCAAAUUAAUUAACAAACCCUGAAGCCCUUCAAAGCACUUUUUCUUCACUAACUGAAAUUAAUCAUACCAAAUAUCCAGUGAAAUCAUAGAUGUGGCAUCCCUAGGAGAUCUAAAAUGCUGGAUAACUUUCUGAAAUAUGCAUUAGAUAUGUGCUGAUUUAGGAACAUAGGAACUAAUCAUAAACUCUUUAAAAAAAAUCAAGCCAUUGAACUGUCCCACCCCAACUAAUUGAUGUUAUACUUGAUAAAAUUUGAACAAAAUUCAAUGGGAACUUGCAACCUAUAGUUAGAAAAUAAAUAGGAAGGGUAAGUUACCUAAAAUAUAAUUACAUAAAUAAGGCAUGUCUGUGUGUAUGGGGGUCACAUUUGUUGGGGUUUAAUUGGCUUGUGUGAUUACACCAUGUCACCUUCUGACUCCAUAAAUCUGAUCUAGGUUUAGUUAAUAAAGAAAAACAGCUUGCAAAAAAAAAUCACAAUUUAAAAGCAAAAACCAAAUCAAAGCUGUAAAGAAUGUUUGGAAAUGUUUAGGUGAAAGAAAAUGCCAAGAGUGAUAACUACAAAAACAAGCAAUGACUACUUAAUCAUGAUAGCACAUCAACUAUCAACAUAGUGCCAUUUCCCUUGCUGGGUUAAAUCCUUGGUGAGGACCACAUUCCCUUUUACAGCUUUCAAACCAUAUACAGAAUACCAGGGAGUAGUAGAAAUAAUAGAGUAUGCACUUGUUGUGAAACUGUUGAUGCUGAAAGGAAACGCCUGCUGUCUUUCUACAAGUAAUUGAGGGAGGAAAAACCAAAAAUGUUGGCUAACUAUUAAUGCAAUGGGUCUUCAAAAGGUUUGAGGGUGAAUUUGUUUCAUUUAUGUCUGUGUGUUGGGGGGAGGCAAGGGGGUAAGGAAGAAAGGUGUGUGCAAACUAUUUGUGGUAGAUUUGAAACUAGGCUACAAAGGUUAACAAAAAAAAGGAUCUCAGCUUUAAACAUAAGCCUUAGUUUUUGUGAAUAUUCUUGGCAAACAUCCUAUCCCUUGUAAUGAGGGUCAGGAUAGCAUAAAACAGAUUUAUUUUAUGUUUACAUUGAAUGCUAGUUUGGCUGUAAUUGAAGUUUCAUAAAAAUGAAUAUAUGGUUAGGUUUUUACAACUCUGUGUACAGACUGUUUAAUCUUAAUGCAAGGUGAUGAUGCAGUCCUGAAUUUAUUGCUUUUUUUUUGGUCCUUUCUUUAAAUAAGGACUGGGCAUCUUUAUGCUCUUGGACAAGAUGAAUUAAAGAGACUGCAAUGGCUUCUUUGUCACAAAUUGCAAUGUAACAUUUGCCAACUUUGUACAGGAUAUUCAUGAUGCAUAGGUUUAGCUGCCAAGUGUGGUAUAUUGAUAGAAAAAAAACAUUUUAGGCUGGCUGAAGCCAGAUGUGCUUUUAUCUGGAUAAUAACAGAGCUUUAUUCUGUUAGUUGACUUCUGAUUCAAAAAGUUUUUAAGAAGUUAUAGAGCAUAAUGUAAAUUAUUUGUUCAUAGAUUGAGCAAUAUUUGAAUACAGAAGCACAUCUAUCUGUUACUAUUGAUAUAGUGUCUGUCUCCAGCCAGCCUUUGUAGAUGAUGUCUUUGAACUUCUGUCGUCAUCCAGUCACCCUGUACUGUUCUUUAUCUUUUUUCCCCAAUAAUCUGACCCAUUUCAGAUUAAACGUGCAGAUGGUACCUCAACAAAAACACUGAUAGAUAAAGAUUGUAAUUUUUAUUGUGUUUGGUAGCUAAUGUAAUUCAUGAAGGUAAAUUAUUUUGUAUGAGAUGACUUCAUCUAUAUUAUGUAUAUGGUAGAGUAUUUCUUUCUGAGAUUAUAUAUUUUGAAAUUUUACUCUUUUUUGUGGAAAAAGUCCUAGUUAUGAUUAAUAAACAGUAGG